Molecule: messenger RNA, 426 nt
Organism: Plasmodium vinckei vinckei
Lineage: Eukaryota; Apicomplexa; Aconoidasida; Haemosporida; Plasmodiidae
Product: fam-d protein, fragment
Exons: 2
Coding region: 1-426 (141 amino acids)
Source: RefSeq, a predicted model, not a curated record
AUGUUAGCAAUGUAUAAUAAUAAAAAUAUGACGCUUCUAAAUAAAUUAUAUAUAUUAAACAUAGCAUUUUUAGAAUUGCUUAUUUUAUUAUUUAUAAAAAUACGGAAUAUUAUAUUAUCAUUUUUUAUACUAGUAAUUUGUUCAAAUGUUAAGGCUGCAAUAUUUCAAGAUGCAAAUAAUAUCAGUCCCAAAACGAUUGGAUAUAUUUCAGUACCUCAACCAACUGUAACAUUCGAACAUGAUGAAACAAAGUAUGUUCGACCUUUAGAUACAAUUAAUUAUAUUUUAAGUUAUGAAUCAGAAAAUAUAAAAUAUCCUUAUAAAGGCAAUAAUUAUCAUUGGAUUAUUACAAACUUUGAUAUAUCCUUAAAUAAUUCUUCUCGAUGUUUUAAAAAAAAUUUGUUAAUAAUCAAAAUGGUGGGUUAA